Cololabis saira (Pacific saury) is the source of this 2643-nucleotide messenger RNA. It is a transcript of the gene zc3h14, whose product is annotated as zinc finger CCCH-type containing 14. The coding region runs from base 121 to 2115 and encodes 664 amino acids. The record is from RefSeq and is a predicted model, not a curated record. Gene Ontology annotation, molecular function: metal ion binding; poly(A) binding. Lineage: Eukaryota; Metazoa; Chordata; Actinopteri; Beloniformes; Belonidae. Gene Ontology annotation, cellular component: nucleus; cytoplasm. Gene Ontology annotation, biological process: regulation of mRNA stability. The transcript is spliced from 17 exons.
GCCACGCUCGGGGGUCACGUGGUUCGUGACGUCGCACGUUUCCCGAUUGAUCAAUGUGAAGACUGUCAAGUAGUUCGUUUUUCCUUAACUUUAUCGCUUCGGUUACAAACAAAUACAAUCAUGGAAAUCGGGGCUGAAAUCAGCAAGAAAAUCCGAGCUGCGAUUAAAGGCAAACUGCAGGAGCUGGGAGCUUACAUAGAUGAGGAGCUGCCUGACUACAUCAUGGUGAUGGUUGCCAACAAGAAAACCCCCCAGCAGAUGACUGACGACCUCUCCCUGUUCCUGGGAAACAACACCAUCAAGUUCACAGCCUGGCUAAAUGGUGUCCUGGAGAAAUUAAGAUCCGUUGCUGCAGAACCUGGAUCCCUGAGGCAGCUGCACUCUGACACGGUCACAGUGGCAGGAAAGAGCGAAUUGUCUAUUUGUGAAAAUGGCAGAGCAGAGAAGGUGUUGACAGUGUCCAGCUCCCGCUCUGAUAGGACUGAAGCUAAAGUGUCCAGUUCUGCUCAUGAAAACAGGAAAGAGAUCCUGGAAAAAGGCUCUUCUCGACUUACCACAACUAUUAAGCCCUUCCUGGAGCACUUUUCCUCCGAUGCUGUAAUCGAUAUCAAACCAGAAAUGGAUUACGAUCUUAUUGCUGAGGAACCCGAAGAGAUCGGGAACAGCCACGGUCAUAAACACGGUGUAGUAAGCGGCAAGUUUACAUCAGCAAGCUCGGUGGACAUGUGUCGACCCCUGGAAGGUUCCUCUUACAUCCGGCAUCAGGAAAGCAGGAGCAGCAGGAUGUCCAGAGCUGAAACCAGCAGGCAGGAAGAGUUUUCACGGAAGCGAAAAGCACCAGUAGCAAGUUCUGUGGUGAGAGUGAACAAGGCAUUAGAUGAAGACAGUGAUGACGCUGAAGAAGACGAAGCAAACUACGGUGGAAGAGGCCUGUCCAGUCGAGUGUCCCUCCCCUCCAAACUAGAACGGAAACCCACUCUGCCACCAGGCAAGCAAGCAAGCAGAAAUCUGAUCCUGAAGGCCAUCUCGGAGGCACAGGACUCGAUAACCAAAACUACAGCUUACCCAACGAUGCCACAGAGGCAGACCGUUCCCGUGGCACCUCGUACUCGCUUGGCCAGCAGUGAAGAGAUGAGUGCAGCCAUCCAGCUGGUUCAAGAGCAUCUGCACAGCCUGGACCCCAUAGUGCAAGCCUACACGGCUUCAGAUGUACCUCCCACCAGAACGACCGCUCCAACCAGAUCGUUAGCGUCACGUCUUCAGCUGGAAAGCAAUGAUGAGAGAGAAACGAAUAAAUACGGUGUGGAAGUCAUUACCGGCUCUGAGCCAAAGAAGUUUGAUACUCGUUCCUUCAUUAUGAGUCGACCGGUUCUGGAAGAAUCUUCUGUCAUAAGUCGGCAGCAGGUCCAGCCCGCGUUGGCACGCAGCAUCCAGACCAGGGAUGGAAACGACUCUGCCAGCCCCAAGUUCAUUGUGACAUUAGACGGGGUACCAAGUCCGCUGGGUAACCUUGCAGACGGAGACAUGGAGCUCGAUGAUGUGAAACCACCUACCAAGGUUACUGAGAGGGUUGGCCAUGUCCACAGAAAGUCCAAAGUCAGCAUCCUUCACAGGCUACAGGGACCGAUUACACCAAUAGAAGAUGAUGAGAUGGAGAUUGAAAUGGGAGAGGAGGACGCCAUCCCUGUUAAGAAACAAAAGGCUAUGGAGCGCUGCAAGUUCUGGCCAGUCUGUAAAAGUGGAGACGAGUGUCUGUACCAUCAUCCAACAACACAGUGCAAAACUUUCCCCAAUUGCAAGUUUGGGGAUAAAUGCCUGUUUGUGCAUCCUAAUUGCAAGUACGACGCCCGUUGUACCAAGCCCGACUGCCCCUUCACUCACGUCAGCCGCAGAAGCAGCGUUGCUCCUCCACCCAGACCAGCAGUACCGCCAGUGCAAACGACGAGUGUGUGUCGCUUCUUCCCAGACUGCAAAAAGAUGGAUUGCUCAUUUUAUCAUCCCAAGCCUUGUCGCUUUGCGGCACAGUGUAAACGAGCCGGAUGUACCUUCUACCAUCCAACCACAGCUGUGCCUCCACGACACGCCCUGAAGUGGACGAAAGCACAGAGCAGCUAAUCGUGUCCAGAGUUUGGACGAUACUUGAUGGUCAACAUGUGAAUCGGUGGAAGACGUUCUUCAUCGGUGUUUCUGAAAAGUUGCUUCUACAGUCAACCGUUAUUUCAUUUUGUUUUAAUGUAUUGUUUGGGAUGAUUUUUAACAAGCGUUUUGUAAGGUGAAAGGAUGAUUUUUUGCUGAAGCACUCAGAAGAUUAAAUACUUGAGAAGUACGUUUAUAUUUAUUUUAUGUCAUCUUUUGUUUCAUGAUCUUUGAAAUUGAUGGUGGUGAUUUAUGUAUGUUUUUUUAAGUCACUAACGACAGUGUUUGAGUCUUUUUCUACUCGAGGAUAAGCUCAUGUUGAAACCACACAACAGUAACUAGCAAUCAAUCAUAAAAUAAUGGUAUGAUAAUGCUCCCGCCAUGUUUUUAUAAACCUGCUGAUCACUUUUCUCAUUAUCACAUUUCAAGUUUCUCAACAUUUAGUGAUUCAUAUUUAUUUAUUUUUAAAUAAAAUCAGGAUUUAGCUGUGAAAGGCAUUGGAAACAA